Messenger RNA from Paramuricea clavata, 5854 nucleotides. NCBI's taxonomy places the organism in Eukaryota, Metazoa, Cnidaria, Anthozoa, Malacalcyonacea, Plexauridae. The record is from the annotation of a GenBank genome assembly.
AGGUUUUCCAUCGCAUUCGGAAAAAUCAAAAGCUAGAUCUAAAAAUGUAGCUCCAGUAAAAUCAGAAGGGAGACAAUAUGUUUCACCAGCCCAACAACCACAAGAUAUGGUUGGAAACCAGCAAGCAUAUGGUCAGUAUCCUUCAGGUUAUGGUACUGUUCCGACCCAGUAUGGUCAACAACAAAAUGAUCAGCAACCACAACAAACGACUGGUCAACAAAUGGCUUCCACACCCACUAACAAGGGACACACUGGUAUAUUAUAUUCUCAUCGCCCUGUUCCUGAUCAUGACAGUAAGUGUGUGCUAAAUACUGAUUCCAAAUACUCAGACUCAGUUUACCAUUCCUGUAUAUUGCCAGGAUAAUAAGAGGUUUAAUUUACUGUGUACUGUGAUCACGAACUUAAAUGAAGUCACCAUGUGUAAAAAAAACUCUAUGGCUCGGCCUUUGAAACGCGCAUGGAUAUUCUGACUCCAUUUUAAUGUCACAAUCUUCCUAAUCCUUGAGUCAGCGAAACGCAACAAGUUGAAUACAGAAUGGUCAAUGCAUAACACGUAGCAUAAACAUAGUGCCAUGCAGUCACGAGUUGUUUUGAAAAUCCCACCGUUCUCCACUGCAAUCUCGUAUACUCAGGCUAUUUUCUCUCAUACUCUGGUGCCACUGAUGCCAUCUAGUCAUGGUUAGGUGUAAUAAAUGUAUAAACUUGCACAAGAAAAUUUCCAUCUACAAAACCCUUGAACAAUUAGUCACGUCGAGUGUAGAUGCCCAAAAUCUUGAUAGUUACCCAUACACCUUACAUUGGCAUCACCUCAGUAUUUAUACAUGAACUUUCGGUUAGAGCUUGACAACUGGACUCCAUAUAGCUCAGUUGGUUAGAGCGUUAGCUAUAGCGGAACGCAGGUUUGAUUCAUGCCAGAGGGCCUAUAAUUGAAGUUUUCGCAACUGUUCCUGGUUAGGUCUAAUAAAUGUAUAAAAAACUCACACUCGAAGCUUCCAUCUACAAAACCCUUCAACAAUGAGUUCUAUCUAUUAACUGUAGUUCUAUCCAGUGUAGAUGAUGAGCUAGUGUAAGAUGCCCAAAAUCCUGCGAGACCCUGAUAUCGUUAAAAAGAGUUUCACGCGGCUUAUGAGUACGACGGUCCGUCAAACUGGGAAUACUAAUGCAAAUGGAAUCGCCCUCUGCGAGUAACACCGUUCGAUAAGCGGAUAUAGCCACUGCAUCAUCCUGAACAUUUUAGUCAUUGACUUGAGGUAGUGAGUACGGCAUCCAAUAUAUAAUUGGGCAUGCGUCAAGCAUUUUAAUUUCGUUCAAACUCUAAUUCUCUAAAGCUAAAGGUGCAGUCGGACAAAGUAAAGUCUGUUUCAUCUCCUCAGGCAAAGUAAAUCUAUCGAGAAGUAAACCACAGUACUUUUCUCAUUGCUAUUCAAAUAGUUCUUUAUUCCUCCUACUUCCUCAUUAGCAUUAAGUUAUGGCGGUUAAACCCCGACGCCGCAUGCUUGCAAGGGUAUAAAGCAAUGAGUCAGCAGAAGGGAUGGGUAGGGUACGUGGGGAGAAUGUUUUUCCUGCAUGGACUAACUGACAUAUAAUUUAAUCCCAAGCUAAGUAGCUUUAUAUUACCUUAUACAAUGCUAAUGACGUCAUCGGAAUCAUGCAUAUUCAAUGGCAAUGAAUGAUUCCAGCUAUCGACUAAUUUUUUAUCCCGACAAGAAAGACGAAAGUUAUCAUUUAUAUAGCUCAAAGAGCUAGUAAAUUGCAAAGUUUGGUUGCGAAAUAUUGUAAAAUACGAAAAAUAUAGCCCUGUGAAAUUAGCAAAUUUUGAGUAUUUUAGUACAACGCUCAGCUCAAAAGUGGUGCAUUUUUCCGUGCGUAAUACUAAAAUACUCAAAAAUGUCCUAAUUUCACUAAUUCACUGGGCUAUAUAUUUCCGUAUUUUACAAGAUUUUGCAACCAAAUUUGGCAGUUUUACUAAUUUAAAGGGGCAAUGUCACCGAUUUUUUACCUAAAAUGCUUUUUAUUCAAAAACUGAACUACAAAGUUAGAAAUAAACAUUGUAAAUGGAUUAAGUUAUGAUAUAUGAGUCAUAUUAAACAACUUUGAACUUUCACGCAACAUGUAACAUGACACUUUCAUAAAAAAUGACUAAAACGUGAAAAAGUGUCUGCCAACAAUUAAUCAAGAUGCCAUUUACAAUCCAUCUCAAUCCUGGCGUAAUCUUGCCCAUCCAGACUUCUUCGUACAUGUUACACCUUUUACGCUUACACUAAUUCUUUUUCAGUUUUGGGCAAAAUUUGCAGUUAGAAUUGCUCAAAAAUCGGUGACAUUGCCCCUUUAAGGAUGUUCUUUUAUCCUAUAAAGAUAGAUUUCGUCCCGUUCUUGUCUGGAUCAAAAUUUAGUCUAGUAUAGCUAGAAUCAUCCACUGAUUAGUUGAAUACGGAAUACAUUGCAAAUGGUGAAAUGGGCUCAGAUUAGCACCACGUUUUCCAUUAUGAACUCCAGUUGGUGCAUGAUACCAUAGAUGAUACCCAGAGAAAAGGACAAGUUAGGGAAGCCUCACAUAUUGAUUUUUUCCACGAGAAACGUCAUAUGUUCGUUGGGGUUACAGAAGCCAGACGUUUCUCAGUAAUGGAAAAAUUCGAUAGUUUUUUCGAAAGGCUUAACAUUUCGGAAUCAUCUUUGCAGAAUAAAAAAAUUGCAUUCGUAAUACCAUACAUGUUCUAUAUACGUGUACAUUUAUAUUAUUACGCCUUCCUUGCAUUGAAAACACUCAAAUUUCAAGAAAAACGCGCUAAAAUUAUCAAUAAUAUUUCCCAAAAAAGUUGUUUUGAGAAACGUUGGAAAUUUUGAUGACAUAUUCCUCGCUGAAGCAUCGCCAAUAGCCGACCGUAGAAAAUAGUAGAAAAUUACCCUAUGUGUACUAUGAGAACAAAAUGUCGAUAACUAUGCGUGACGUUUCUGGGGGGGUCUCCAAAGAAAUGUCCAUAUGACGUUUCUCAUGGACACGUUGCCUGAUAGGGAAGGCACACUGGCCACGAAGUGCCAGUGUCUUAGAAGUCUUAUAUCAUGGAAUUAACAAUUAAGCGUGUCCGUUCUAAAUUUCUUGACUCACUGCAAGUUAAGCCCCUAACCACAGGACUGUGCUUUAAUUAAGAAAAUGGGUGUAUCAUGGGUGUGGUAAGGCGUGGUCGGGGCUUAAUCCUCCCCCUAAUGAAAUCCCCAUGGAGAAACGUCGUUCCCAAGCUUUGCUCUGUCAAUCUAAAAAAAUUCUGACGGUCAAGAAAAAAGGACAUUGUCAAAGAUGUUGACGAUCGACCUUUAAUCACAGUGUAACAGGAAAUAUGCUACCCCCUCCCCUCCCCCCUCCCACUCAUUUCCAUGGCCCCCUUGUUAGGAAAUGACUUCAUAAAUCUAUGUCAUCGUAUUGCCACAUAUAUAAAUCAUAUGCCCACUUUCUUCAAGCGUGGCCCGCUGGUCUAGUGGUAUGAUUCUCGCUUAGGGUGCGAGAGGUCCCGGGUUCAAUUCCCGGGCGGGCCCUGUUUUUAUACAUUCAGGUAACUAAACUUUUUUUCUCACUUUGUUUUAUUCUAAAUAGAAGAUAUAAGUCCGCCAAAAGACAAAAAAGCCAACAAACACAAGAAAAAAUUUUCAAAGAGUAAAAAACACGAUGAUGACGAGGAAAAAUAAAGUCUGAUUUGAUAUUAUUACUCGACCCAGUCUUUUGUACUUCAGCGCGCCUGGACAUCAUCAGACCAUUUUAAAACAUGUAAUUCCGCAUGCAACAAAACUAAAAUAUAUUGUGUAAAUAAUUUUUGAUAUGAAAACAAAAUUUAUAAAUAACUAUAUUCUAAUACUAAUAGUUUCUGGUGCGGUUAUUGAUAUUUAUACAGUCAGUGGUCCAUAUUUUAAGUGUUCUUAGGACAGUAGUCAGUACAUACCGCGCCUCAACACUCAACACAACAGGCAACCUCGUACCCAGGAUCUUUCUUUGGGAAAGACCCUGGCUGCGGCUGGUCACGUGCCUCAUCAAAAAUUUAGCGCCUGAGGGGGUGUGGGGAAAGUAUCAAAUUACAUAAACAUGCUUCCAGUGGAACAUUCGUUAAAAACAUAAAUUUUGCGAAUUAUUACGUUCAAAAUACUUGCUAAUUUUUGUUUAUUUUCUUUGCUUUGAAUUUACAAGAACAUUCUUACUUACAGUCAAGUCAAGAAACAAAGCAAAUCGUUACUCGCAGUACGUGCUUUCUUGCGUUGUUAUUCAAUGCAUGCUCUCUUCACAAUCGAGCGCGGUUAUAACAAACCUUUUAAUAUUGUAAUGUUUUUAAAAUACGCCAUUGCAUUCGACCGUCCUUUCUUGUAAACGUUGAUACGCUUUGUACCGAUUCACUUGUUACUACGCGUCUUGUUUAUAAGAUUUUUAAAAGAAACAGUAUUGUCUAGGACUGACCCAAUAUUAGCAAAUGUAAACAUUUGAUAAUAGCCGAACGGAGAAAUGUCUGUAAGUAUAGAGGAAAUUCCAGUCAUUGGCCGGUUUAUCUGGAUUUAGUACAUAAUUCGUUUUCGGUAAUUAUAGUAAUACUUUAGCCUUUUUUGUUCUCUAUUAAUCAUUAUAUUGUGUUAACAUACUAUAAUCUAUAUCACAAAUUUACAGUGUCAGAUGCGCACAGACCGCGUCAUUGGCAUCAUACGAAUAGACAUAAAUUUUCGAGUUUUCUAGCCUACUUCUACUAACAUUUUUAAAGUUUUUUAUUGUGAAUCACCUGUUUAUCUCUAAUUCAUUAAUCAUUUUAGUACUUAUAUUUAUUUGAUAGUGUCAUCACGGUUAACGUGGUGUCAUAUAGUGAAUAAUGCGUUUACACACAAGCAAUCCUGGAUAUGAUAUAGACGAUGCAAGCUGUCCAUUAAAAAAUAACGGUAUUCUAUUUCACAAAGUCAAAGCAAAAAUUUAAAUCUCACUUGUAUUAUUAAGAAUGCAUAUACAGGAAAAAAAUAAAGCUUAUUCAUGUCAAAACGAAAGCUGUUUACAAAAUUUAUAAAGGUGGUGAACACUACUAAAAAUAGUGCUCAUUGAAAGACAUGUAUAAUAUAGUGACAUAUAAUUUGUCGUUUGACUUAUCUUUGGUGUAUGAUUUUAAUACCGUAGAUUUUCAACAGACAGCUAUACUUUGACAUAUACCAUGAUCGUUGGUUUCAGCAAUGCCGAGGGCCAAUUUUAUAGUGUUUUGACAAGUUUUUUUGAUAAGGCCUUUAUAUAGAUCAACAAUCUGGAUACAGUUGGCGAUAUUUCGGAAAUCAAAAGAUCUCGCUAUUUCGUUGCAAUUCCACAUCUCAUCAAUAAAUAAAUUCUUUUGGUCCGAGUAUCAGGACAGACAUUAAUACUAAAUAAAUAACAAACACACUGUUCGGUCUAGAGAUCUAUAUUUUCUUGUAGGUUUAAUAUCGCCAUUCGCCACGCUGCACAAGCGGCAAGCGUGCUUUCUUUGGCAAAUCUAUAUUAAAGUUGAAUAUUGAAAUCUGAUCCAACUUGCUUGAAUUGUAACUCGACACCAGAUUAUAGAGUAGAGCGUCACGAUAUAAAUAUUAAUUUAGGAGUUCUCUUUACGAUUUCUUGUUGCAAAUUUACAGUAAAUUUCAUCACCCAAAGUUGCAAUUUUAAAACGCUACAAACACGCUCCUUUCCCACCCCUCUCACAGUUACAAUUAAAUUUACCUCCCAGAAUCUGGGAGGCACGUGACCAGCCGCAGCCAGGGUCUCUCCCAGAUGACAGAAGGAGAGACCCUGGGAACGAGGUUGCACAACAGGCAGCUUUUCUUACCUCCGACCUUCUCCGCUGGAAUAACAUUUUCCCUAGCAAAAGUAUUA